AUGGAUCAACUCUGUAACUUCCACUUUGGACAAUGGGUGAAAUGUCGCAUGACCAUAAACGGUAAAGAUGUAGUCUUCACUGUUGACCCCGGUGCCUCUGUUAACAUCAUCCCUUCUAGCCUGAUAGGUGACAAACUGUCAGAACUCUGUGUUACAAACAAAAACUUGCGAAUGUGGAAUGAUACCAAUGUCACACCCAUAGGAACUGUGCGCCUGUCUGUAAGAAAUCCGGCUAACAACAAGAAGUACUCGGUUGAAUUCAUGGUUGUUAAUGAACCAUUGACUCCUCUCCUAGGUGUUCGUACAGUAACUCAGAUGAAAAUAGUUACUAUUCAUGAAGAGAACAUUGAGAGGAUUGCAAACAUAUCUGUUGAAAGCCAGUUCGUCGAUGUAUUCGAUGGGAACCUUGGAUGCUUUGAAGGACAAGCUCAUCUCACACUUGACCCAAAUGUGUGUCCAGUCGUCAUGCCAAACCGACGUGUGCCAAUAGCUCUACGAUCCAAGCUGAAAGCUGAACUUGAUCGCAUGCAACAAGCAGGAGUCAUCAUACCUGAAUUGAACAAGGCCCUACUUCGAGAACAUUACACAUUGCCAGUACUUGAAGACACUCUGCAUGAACUCAGUCAAUCGAAAGUAUUCUCUAAAGCAGACCUUUCAUCUGGCUAUCUCCAUGUUCAACUAGAUGAGGAAUCCAGUAAGCUGACAACGUUCCAAAGCUGUUUCGGACGCUACAGAUGGCUCCGACUACCUUUUGGCACAUCCGUAUCCUCUGAAAUUUUUCAGAAGAAACUGAACAUGGCACUUGAAGGUCUCCCUGGUGUAGUGUGUAUCACUGAUGACGUCCUUAUACAUGGGAAAAACGAUGCUGAACAUGACAGCAACUUACUUGGUUUCUUGCAGCGAUGUCGUGAAAAGCAUAUCAGACUGAAUCGCAGCAAGCUACAACUGCGUAUGAGUGAGAUAACAUUCAUGGGACAUCUCAUCACAAAGCACGGUCUGCAAACUGACCCUGAAAAAGUCAGAGCUAUCAACAAUAUGAGUCCUCCAACAAGUGUUGAAGAACUUAGACGCUAUCUUGGAUUGGUCAACUACAUGGCCAAAUUCCUUCCCAAUUUGACAGACGUCACUGCACCAAUGCGCAACCUUGUCAAGAAAGAUGUACCAUGGAACUGGUCAUCAGCUCAACAGUCUGCCUUUGACACAGUGAAAGAUAUGAUCACUACAGCCCCAGUACUCUCAUUCUACGAUCCUAAGAAAGAGCUAACCUUGGAAAACGAUGCAAGCGAAUAUGGACUUGGCGCAGUCCUGCUUCAAGAAGGAAAGCCAGUCGCUUUUGCAAGCAGAUCCCUUGCUGAUAGCGAAAGAAGAUACGCUCAAAUUGAAAAGGAAAUGCUGGCUGUAACCAUCGGACUCGAGAAGUUUCACCACUAUACCUUUGGCCGCUCAGUGAAUGUUGUCACUGAUCAUAAACCACUAGUCGCAAUUGUGAAGAAACCACUCUCGAAAGCGCCCAACAGACUUCAAUCUCUCCUACUGAGAACACAAAAGUACAACUAUAGUCUUACCUACAGGCCUGGCAAGACAAUACCUGUUGCUGAUACCCUGUCAAGAGCACCACUGGCUGAUAAGCCCACACUUGAAACCGUGUUUGUAAACAACAUUGCCCACUUGUCAGUAUCCGAUGAUCGCUUGAAUGAGAUCAAAGCUGCAACAGCAAAGGAUGACACCCUACAACAUCUGAAAGCAACGAUAAUGCAUGGAUGGCCCAAUGACAGACAGCAACUGAAACCGGAACUCCGAACCUACUUCAGCUAUCGUGAUGAGCUCACAAUACAAGAUGGUAUCAUCCUCCGUGGAUCCAGAAUAGUCAUACCUUUAUCUCUAAGAAAGAAAAUCAAGGAGAAGCUACACAUUGGUCACAUGGGAAUUAACUCCUGUCUUCGACGCGCUCGAAACCUAGUUUUCUGGCCAAUGAUGUCGAGUGAAAUAAGACAAUACAUAGAGACUUGUGAUAUUUGUGCUCGAUUCUGCGACAAACAACAUCAGGAACCCCUACAUAUGCAUGACAUCCCUGACCUGCCUUGGGACAAAGUAGGAACUUACAUAUUCACUCUGAAAGGCCGAAACUACCUCAUUACCACAGAUUACUACAGCAACUUCUUUGAAGUUGAUUUCCUCCCUGAAAUCACCUCUGAAGCUGUGAUACAGAAACUGAAACCACACUUUGCUCGUCAUGGCAUUCCAUCAACAGUCAUAAGCGAUGGUGGACCCCAAUAUACCGGCAAUAAGUUCCAGAACUUUAGCAAGAAGUAUGGUUUCAAACAUGAAACGUCCAGCCCUGGUAACAGCAAAGCUAACGGUGCAGCAGAGGCAGCCGUUAAGAUAGCCAAAAGAAUGAUGAAGAAAUGCAAUGCAGCAAAUGAAGAUCCAUACCUAGGUCUUCUCAACAUCCGAAACACCCCAACCGAAGGUCUUCAAACGAGCCCAGCACAACGUUUGAUGGGACGCAGCACUAGAACACAAGUACCCAGUACCCUCGAACCAUUACGACCAUCAAAGUUCAACCAUGAAAAAGAAGAUCUUGAAGACAGAAGAAUGUGCAUCCUUGAUAGACACGAUACGUCUAAUCCAGGCCAAACCCUCAAACCACUGUCAACAGGUGAUACAGUCCGCAUGCAGCCCAUACAAAGUGGGAAGACAGAAUGGUCUGAAGCUACAGUCACCGGGAAGCUGAAAAGUAGAACUUACACGGUGCAGACAAAUGAUGGGUACAAAUACCGACGCAAUCGUCAACAACUCCGUCUCAUGAAGAAGUCCCGACGUCCAGAACCUACUAACAUAGAGAUACCAGUCUCUGACCCUCCACAGCCUGCAGUAGCAACCCAGCAGAACAACGUUCCGAGAACUCCGUCGACAACGUCUACACCUGAAACACUCCCUAAGCAACAACCUCCUGAUGCUGACCACCCGCCAGCAUACCACACCAGAUCCGGGAGAGCAGUGAAAUCCAUCCGCAGACUUGACUUAUAG
Molecule: messenger RNA, 3030 nt
Organism: Haliotis rubra (blacklip abalone)
Lineage: Eukaryota; Metazoa; Mollusca; Gastropoda; Lepetellida; Haliotidae
Exons: 2
Coding region: 1-3030 (1009 amino acids)
Biological process (GO): DNA integration
Molecular function (GO): nucleic acid binding
Source: RefSeq, a predicted model, not a curated record